GAAACAGGCGGGAUGUUGCGCAGUUGCGCCGCGUCCAUGGAGCGACACCGCACCGCGCUGACCUUUGCGCUGCUGAUCGUCGGUUACAUCCUUUAUGUCACGAUCGGCGCCGGGAUUUUCUCAGCCAUCGAGAUGCCCUACGAGCAAGAGCUUCGAGCCGAGCUGAAGGCGGCGAGGCGGGACUUCCUGAACGACAACACCUGCGUGUCCGACGCGCGCCUGGAGGAGCUGCUGGUCCGCGCGCUGGAGGCCAGUAACUAUGGCGUCUCCGUGCUGGGUAACGACAACGACAGCGACCGCAACUGGGACUUUGUGUCUUCACUGUUCUUCACCAGCACCGUGCUGACCACAACAGGGUACGGCCACAAUGUUCCUCUCUCAGAUGUAGGCAAGGCAUUCUGCAUCUUCUACUCCAUCUUGGGAAUCCCCUUCACCCUCCUGUUCCUCUCCGCUGUGGUGCAGAGGAUCAUGAUGGUGGUUACGAGACGUCCAGUGUCCUACUUCCACCGUCGCUGGGCCAUAUCUAAACCGAGGCUCGCUGCCAUCCACGCCACCUGCCUCACCAUCCUCAUGACGCUGUUUCUCCUCUUCAUCCCUGCGUGGAUCUUUAUCGGCCUGGAGAAAGACUGGAAUUAUCUGGACUCUCUGUAUUUCUGUUUUAUCUCUCUGACGACCAUUGGCCUCGGGGAUUACGUCCCCGGUGAGACUCAUAGUAAAGAGGCCAAUCCACACCCAGUGCUCUACAAGCUGAUGAUCACAGCCUAUUUGCUGACAGGCUUGGUGUGUUCCCUGGUGGUGCUGGAGACGUGCUGCGAGCUCCCCCAGAUGAAACGUCUCAGGCAGAGGUUCUACCAAGAAAACGUCCGCGAGCUGGACUCGGAGACGGCCAACAUCAUCGACGAGGAGCACAGGAACGAUGAGCUGAGCGAUCACACGGCAGAUAACCUAUCAGUCAUCUCAUCUGUGUCAGAGCAGGCCGCGACGUUACGGCAACACAACACAACGUCUCCUUACACCCCAGUUGUUAACAGAAAGAUAAGAUGACAGAAUAUCUACCACACAUUGUUUUUAGGUGACUUUCACUAUGAACAUUUGAGGCUGCUCAGGUUUAUACUGGCACGGAAUGCUAUCUAAAUAUGAGUGCACAGUAUAAGCAGCCUGACCAUGCCUGUGUGCAGAUCUGCAUCUGGAAAUAAAAAAAGUGAGUGCUUUCUGCCAUUGCCAACAUCAACAGGCAUUUUGUGUAAAAGCAGGAACCACCCACAGAUAAUCAGGACCGUGCUGUUUUCUUGUUCUCCCCUGUUGUUCCAUUCCCUGCUGAUAAGAGUUAGAUCUGUGACAUAGAGGAAGGGCUAGGCCCCCAAACGGAGGGAAAACCCAGAACCCUUCACUUCCUGCCAAAGCUAUGGAGCUGUAGUUCCAAGACAGAGGAUCUCAUGCUCCCUUUGCGCACAUUAUAUAAUCCAUGGUGGUGUCUGCGUAGGAAAUUUGCCUUCUUGGAAGUCAUAAAGAAGUAUCAGGAGACUGAGGUACACAUAUUGCACAUUAUAUAGAUGAUUUUUUAAUAAAAGAGCAAAUAAGCAAGAAUAGA
Messenger RNA from Solea senegalensis (Senegalese sole), 1591 nucleotides. Its product is annotated as potassium channel subfamily K member 1-like. The coding region runs from base 13 to 1044 and encodes 343 amino acids. The record is from RefSeq and is a predicted model, not a curated record. Gene Ontology annotation, biological process: stabilization of membrane potential; potassium ion transmembrane transport. Gene Ontology annotation, molecular function: potassium ion leak channel activity. The transcript has 3 exons. NCBI's taxonomy places the organism in Eukaryota, Metazoa, Chordata, Actinopteri, Pleuronectiformes, Soleidae. Gene Ontology annotation, cellular component: membrane.